AAUGCAAAAGCGGAAAAGAGAAAGGCCAGCUGCUCAUUCUGUGAAAACCAGCGGAAGUCAAACUUCAAAUACAACUGCACAAUCCCAACUAUCGAAUCCACCAAAGAUAUUUAAACCGCCAAAAAAUGUUACUGUUCCGGAGCAAGGACCUGCAAAGUUUACUGCUAAAAUUGUUGGAUUUCCGUUACCAAAGGUUUCUUGGUUUAUCGAAGGAACUUUACUAGAGGAAACAGGAAACAUUCAUAUGGAUUUUGAACCGAAAUCGAAUAUUUACAAUCUGACAAUAUCUGAUAAUCUUAAGGGAAUGAGCGGAAAAGUUAAAGUUUUAGCUGUAAACAAAGAAGGAGAAGCCACAGCGGAAGUGAACUUGAUUGUCACAGGCAGAGCUGCUUCAUUUUUGGAAAAACCUCUAAAAUGUACAGCCUUACAAGGUAGUAUGGCUAUAUUUUGCUGUAAGGUUGAUGGCGAUCCAGUUCCCGAGGUUAAAUGGUUCAGAGGAAAAGAUAUAGAAAUUGAGGACUCAGCAAACUAUAAAGCUUACUUUGACGAACGUACUAACGAACAUGUUCUAGAAAUAGAUAAUAUUGGAAAGAAACAUGCUGGUAUUUAUACAGUGAACCUUGAGAAUAAUUUCGGUCGUGAAAAAACUUCAGCCAUAUUGGUUGUAACUGAAAAUAGCGAAGAAUAUGAUAAGUGGAGAAAAACACUUAGAAGAUUAAAAGAUUCAGAAAUGAAUAACAAUAUCUUGUCAGCUAACAACAAUAAAACAGACUAUUCUAAGCAAAUUGACUCUCAAGAGGCCGUUGCUGAAUCUCCCCAAAAAAAACCUGAAGUCCAGAGACGUAGACGUCGUAAAGCAAGAAGCGAAGUUGAACAUAUUAAUACCAAUCACUCAACAAGUCGCCAAACUGAGAAGAAAUCAAUAGACUGUAGCAAAAACGACAGUAAUUUGAGCAAUCAUUCAUCAACACAGAGUGAAGUGGUGACGCAACGUCGCCGACCUAGAAAUUUGGAAACUUCUAAAAUCAAACAAGAAGUGCCAACAACUAAUAAUAUCACAAAGCCUGCAUUUAUUCGAGAACUUCAGGAUUUGCGAAUAAAGGAAGCGGAAUCUGCAGAGUUUGAAUGCGAAGCUAACCAAUCUGAUUUACCCAUCACAUGGUUUAUUGAUGAUAUUCAAGUAGUACCCAGUCAAAAGUAUCAAAUUUUUUCAACUAAAACCACUCAUAAACUAGUUAUCAAUAAUUUAAAAUUGGACGAUGAAGGAGAAGUAAAAUGUCGGGCAAGUAACCAAACUACAUCGGCUCAUCUUUUUGUAUCAACAAUGAAACCGUACUUUAUCGCCAAGUUUUUCAACAAGAAAAUCUUGGAACAUGCAGAUGCUUAUUUUAUAUGCAAAUUAAAUGAAGAUUUAACAGUGGCCUGGUAUCACAAAGGUCGAAUUGUACCAGAUGAUGAUAAAAAGUAUAAGAUAUUGAAUGAAGGAAUGACCAAAACUCUGAUUAUAAAAGAUUGUAGUAUUGAAGAUUCUGGUGUAAUAAAAGUAUUCUGCCGAAAUGUUAGCUGUGAAGCGAAUUUGAGGGUUCAAGCUUUCACUUCUGAAUUCUCUAAGCCAUUAACAAAUUUAACUGUCAGAGAAAAUUCAAUGGCUGAAUUUGUAUGCUAUACACAUCAUUGUCAGCUUCGUUCAUCUAUUUCUUGGUAUAUUGAAUCAAACAAAGUCACUGAAUCAGAAAAGUACUGCUUGAUAUCCGAUGGUUGGAAACAUUCUUUAAGAAUUAACAAAGUUUCAAAAAUGGAAGAAGGUAAAAUAACAGUUAGGUGCAAGGGCGAUGAAUGUUCGGCUGAUUUAAUAGUAGAUGGUCAAUUUUUUCAAAGUGAAAGAGUUUGCAAAUCGGUCACUCAUAGUCCAAUGGAAGUUAUACAUGAUCGUACAAAGUGUCGCUUAAGUUCUCCUGUGUCUCCUUGGAAACAUGGCUUCGAAUGUUUCGUUGUUCAAAAUGACCAAAAUGAAAUACACUGUUCACGUUGUGAAGAUUCUAAGAAGUUGUUAGCUCGUAUGUGUGAAUGUCCACGAGAGGCCGAUUCCGAGAAAGAAAGUGAUCAUAAGAAUUCAAGUAUCGGUAGGAGAAUUAAUCGCAAACUCCGCUAUUUGUCCUGCCCAGACGAACUAAGUAGUAGUCCAAGAAUAAAGGAGAAAGAAAGUGUAAUUAAUAGUCCAAAAUCGGACAAAAUGGAAUCCUGUAUUAGGAAUCUCUUUUCAAGCCCUGAAUCUCUUGAUAAAUCUGCAGCGAGUCAGAGUUCUAGUUAUAGAUCAGCAUCUGGCCAAUCCAUUGGUGGGAAUGAUGUACUUAAAACUCUUAAAGAUUUUAGUUCCGCCAAAAGUCACAACGGUAUUUUUGAUAAUAAAUAUCUUCUUCAGGUGGACGACACAUCUGAAACUGAAAGUUCUAAGUCAUCUUUACAAUAUCUACCAGAUGUUGGUAAAUCUAGAAGUAGGCUUAGAAGGCAACCGAAUGAGUCACCUCCAUGGAAAAUAAGGGAGAGAUUAAGUUUACCAAUAGAGCCAGUCUAUCCUCCGAAGCCAGCAGAAAUCAAAACUGUGAAAGAUAGAGUUAAAUAUUUUGAGCAUUGUGAAGAGGAAAAACCAAUGUGUAGCGAAGACUUUCCUUCUUUCGAAAGAGAAUCAGUUAAAAAAAUUGUUGAAAAAUUUGAAAAAUUGUCAAUAGAAGGAAAAUUAAUAUUAAUUGGAAGGCAAGAGCAUCCGGACACAAAUAUUUAUACUGAUGAUAAAAAUGGUCAGCGUGAGUACAGGCAAAAAUUCAACUCUCUUUUACAUGAAAUAUUAAAGGAAUUAGAUAAUUUGGCCAAGAAGAGAAAGUUGCACAUAAACUUUGACAGUGUAAUCCUUGAUAAUUCUUACUUGCUGCCAAAAAAUGAAUUAUCCAAAGAAGAUCUUAAAUUCAGCAUAAGGCGAAAAAUUCAUGAAGUUGAGAGAGCUAUAAUUGAAUUCUUGAAAGCGUUGUCCUCAAAAAGUUCUAAAGAAAAUAAAUUUCAAGAGGGCAUUGUCAUAUACGAGACAAUAGCCACUUCAAAGUCGUUCAGCUCCAACAAGUAUCAAAAACUUGAUAGGUCGACUUUGAAAAAUCCGGAAUUUUUUGAAUCAAAAUUGCAAAUCAAUCCGGUUACUCUUGUAAUCAAAGACGGUAAAGAAAAUAGUGAUAAGCAGCAAUUCAGAAAGUGUUUAAAUGAAAUUCUCAGCUAUAAUAAGUGA
This is a messenger RNA of Dimorphilus gyrociliatus, 3274 nucleotides long. The record is from the annotation of a GenBank genome assembly. Lineage: Eukaryota; Metazoa; Annelida; Polychaeta; Dinophilidae.